AUCGCAUGCCGGCUAGCUGCACGGUAGGUAGAGGCCAAGACUUAAACAAAACAAGACGUGUGGAUUACACAGGGGCCAAAUCCUCUAAAUGGGUGAUCGCUUUAGCGUAGCGGGAUUUCUGUAAACCCUAGGGGGGAGGAAAUACGGGCUUCUACGUCGAUACAUUAGCGAAUUAAUCACAAGUAGCGGGUAACCCAGGAGUCGUUGCCAAUGGCUACCCGUUGUUAGAGCGAGCCCGAUGGUAUCGCCACUCCUCCUCGAUAGACCGAGCACUACAGCAUUCCUAUCGCGGACAAGAAAAAUAGAGGGAUUUCUACAAGUGAACAUUUAUAUUGAAAAACUUGACUGAGUGUGCUUGAAGUGGUCGAAAUGUCACAGGUAGGAUUUUCUCGCCCUGCCACCCAGCUCAGUGGGAGAGUUGGUGUAGGGGUUGGGGUAAGUCUGCCAGAAAUCCAGCACCCUCUUUCCCGAAUGAGCAACCCGGGGAAUAUGGAUGUAAGAGGAGUUUCAAGAGCGGGAGACAGGCCAGGUUCGAACCCAGGCCUCGGUAGGCCUUUAGCGAGUGAAAAUGUCUACCGUUUGAAGAAAAGUACGAGUGCUAUGAGUACUGGAGAACGAAGAGAAAGUCGUCUAAGUUUCAGAAAGGAAGCCAUGGCACCUCAAGACGCCAUUGACACAAUUCCAGAAGGUGUAGAGGUGACCUACGGGAAUCCCGACAAGCCGAGGAUGCCUGUCUUUGGAAGCAGAGCUAGCGUCGCUGACCGAGCGGAAGUUCCCCCAAGCCGUGCCUCCACCAGACUGUCUCGACCAGGCACACAGGCCAGGCUAGAAAUAGAUGAGCUGGAGUCUUUGCUAAAGGAAAAGCUGAAAACCAACUACUAUGAGGUCAGGAAGAGGUUCAAGGACAACGACCCUGAGGGCAAGGGCAACGUGUCAAGAGAGGCUUUCUGUCGUAUACUAAUGCUGGUUCUCAACCGCCCAGUCAGCCAGUCUCAGUUCAACAGACUGAGUGAGAGGGUAGGCCUCAAGAACAAGAGCGUCGUCUCCUUCACGGAGUUCUUCAGCCACUUCAGAGAGGUGCCUGGGGAAUCGGACUAUCCUCAGUGGAUGGAUCCCGUCAACAGGACAGACAGAGUCACCAUGAGUGCUGCAUCUGUCCACAUGCAUCUCAAGGAGAAGGCCAAGCAGAGAUUCCUUGACGUUGCCGACAUGUUCCCCCAGAUGAACCCUGGCGGGUCUGGCCGCAUCCUGAAGCCCGAGUUCAAGCAGCUGCUUAACAAGAUGCUCUUCUUCAUGGAGGAUGACGAGUUUGAUAAACUCUGGAACAGGUAUGACUCUGAGGGCACGGGUGUGGUCCAGGGCGCCAAGUUCCUCAAGUCCCUGGGUAUAGAGUGGAGGAACACUUCCUCGGAGGGGGUGAGGAAAUCCCUGUCGCCCGUCAACGAGGAAGGAGGUGAUUAUGGCGCCCCCGUCUCUGAGCGCCGCACCCCCCGGCGCAAGGAGCAGGAGAGGAAGCAGCAGCUGAACAUAGAGCGCUGGCUCAAGGACAAGUUCAGGGAGGGUUUCUUCCAGAUGAAGGAGUCUUUCGAGGAGCUGGACACCAACAGCACCGGCGUGGUGUCGUUCGACAACUUCCUAGAUGUCCUGAGGCAGUUCGGGCUGAGUCUCGAGAAGCCCCUGCUGGGGUCCUUCCUAGCUCGGUGCAGCGUCCAGGUUGUAGGAAGCGGUGUGCCCUACAGGGAGUUCCUCCACCGGUUCCAGGACCGGAGCGAGAACGGCAUGACCCAUAACAUACUCACCGACAAGAAACACAAGUACAAUCACCCCGGCAGUGUGGACGGUGUCUCCACCGUCAGCGCCAUCGAGGCCCAGCUCAUGAACAUGUUCCAGAGGGACUUCCUGGCGCUCCUCGGCACGUUCAAGUCCAUUGACAAGAUCGGACAGGACAUCAUCAGCCAGGAGGAAUUCCGUGCCGCCAUAGAAAGCCGGUUUAGUCUGGAGCUAACCGACACCCAGUUCGAAGCUUUCACAGACAGAGUACCAAUGGACGAAGAAGGAAACGUCAGAUAUGCAGAGUUCAUGCAGCUCUUUGAUACAAAGGGUAAGGCCCAAAGCCUCUUCCAGGGCAAGCGGAAGACAGUCGAUACCCUGACCAUCCCUCAGCCCGAGCAGUCCCAGUCUCCCCGCCAACCGCUCCACGAGGACGAUUUCGAGGACAACUUCGUCAGGAGGACACCCCAGGAAAUUUUCAAGGUCAUCAAGGACUUGCUGCACCGCAGGUACCAGGAUGUGGAGGCCGCCUUCUAUGACCUGGACGAGACCAACACCAGACGCUUGACCACAGAGAUGAUGCACCAGCUACUAAAGAGAUUCGACAUUCAGCCGGAGGUAUCCCGACGUGAAAUCCGCGACCUCUGGAAGACCUUCAUCACCAACACAGACCGGACUCUCGACUACCUGCAGUUUGUCCGCCAUUUCGGCUUCUCCUUGAGGUCCGCCACCUACCCUAACGCCAAACUGAACCCCCCACGGCGGGGGGAUGCUGACUACAUGCUGAGGUCCAGGAAACUCAACUGUGCAUCUGACAUGCUGCAAGACAGUCUUCGCUCUAAGGUUGACUACAUGUGGGAGGACCUACGACGAGAGUUCGUGAACAUGGACCCAUACAGCACUGGCUUUGUGACCCGGGAGGAGUUUAGGGAUGUUCUGACGGAGCUGUGUGUGCAUCUGAGCAUGAUGGAGCUGGACCAGCUCAGUGAGAGGUUCGACAUCAGACAGGACGGCAGGGUGUCUUACGUUGAGUUCUUGAAGCCAUUUGCCCUGAGAAAGCAGGUCUGGCGUCAUGGAAACAACAUGUUGUCACUACUGCAGCACCCCCAGCCGGAGCUCCCGAUCGCCGAUGUUGUGGAACCCCCUCAACAGGGUCUACACGGUAUCACCGCCAAACUCCGACAGAAGCUGGCGGGUGACUGGAAGAAUCUACGCCGCGCAUUCCGGAAGUUAGACGUGACCGGAAACGGAUAUUUAUCUGUCCCAGAGUUCCGUUCGGUUCUCAAAUUGGCGAAUGUGCUUCUUGACGAAGACGAGGUUUACCACGUGAUGACACAGUUUGAUAGAGACAUGACAGGCAAAAUAUCCUACGACAAAUUCAUUGAUGAAACAUUUAGGCCUGAAACACGACGAAGUGCAAGACGACCAUCUCAAAGUUAAACAGGAAAGGCAUCCAAGUGACACUGAGUGUAUAUAACACAUGUGGAAGUAUUGAUCAGUAUUAAUACUACUAUUGGAUUGCUGUCGACAUCUCAUCAGUAUUGGCUAUCAUACAUGUUGUUUUGUACAGAGCUUCAUUAUUACUAAUCGUGUGUCAACGGGACGGUUACAAUCAUAUUUCAAAGGUAGAUCAUUAUAUUGUAAAAUACUUUGAUUUCAUGAUUUCAAAUAGAAUAUAUCGUUCAAUUAUGAUUUGUCCCUAUUGUAUUCUUUAUAUUUGUUUUGUAUUUAGUGUGUCUGGUUUUGCAAGGAAAAGAAAAAAGAGUCAUUUAGCAAAAUGUCGUGUCAAGUGUUCUUUUAAAGUGGCUCGGAGAGACCGGCAGUCUUAGCAAACUUGAUUCAAGUCUUUGAAACACUUCUUUGCCUUUCCGCUCAGUCACAGUUUAUGCGCCGCAAUUCGCUGUGCAGACUUUUCGUCCUUUGGGCAAGCCAGAAACCUAUGAUUGUGGAUUCGAAUCGACAUUCGUCCUGAUUAUUUUUCUAGGUUUCACAGCACCAUACGUGUUCUUGUGGGUUUCACAAAAGUGGUAAACGCCUGAGACCUGCAUUACUAAGGGCUUUCUUUCACAUUAAGCUGACAACAACCCCUCGAUGUAGCUGGAAGACUGUUCAAAGCGGCGUUAGACAUAAUUCACUUACUCACAGUUUGUGAUGUAUACUAGUCACACAGUUAAGACACCUACCUGAAUAUACAGAGGCAAUGUCUCAGUCUCACACAAGGCACUAAUUACAAUGAUGUGGCCUGGGCUGAAAUGGGAAACAGAUCGUGGAACAUAGUCCCCCUUUAACUUAGGGGUGUUGAAUCUAUAUCCACGACCCCUCUCGCCAAAUACAUUGAUACGCCAAACUAUCAGCGCAAAAGAAUGUAUAUACUUGAAAAUUGAGUUUGUCCACACAAUUACAAACGUUAUCAAAACGUUACAAGGUCGAAAACAGUCGCAGACUUAAGGUCCAAAACACAACUAUAAUACUCGUAUCAAAUACACCACCGUCCAAUAACCAUUUCUUGUUUGUUUCACAUUUAAGCUCCAUCGAACAUGGAUUUAUAUUUUCUUUUGCCCAUCAAUUUAGAUAUGCAAACGUCAGUGCUAUUCAGUGUUUGAUACAUGAUAAUAAUCCCAGAAACGUAUUUUAAAUGUGUUUGAUGUUACCGUUUGCCCAACGUCCUACCUAUAUUUUUAAUAAUUCUCCAGCUGUAAGAUGGUGUUAUUGUAACAGUGUGAUUUUAUUGUGUUCUUUGUGUUAACAUAUGCAUUUUUUGUGAUUUAUACAGAGAACUCCUCAAAGAAACUGUGAUAAUUAUAUUGUUUAUAUUUUAAGUGUGUAGUUUGUGGUUUGUUAAUUGUUAAUCAUCCUUUGCUCAACUUCAUGCCUGACAUCAUCAUAUAUAUUUUGUAAAUCAAGAUAAAUAAACAAUGAAAAAUUGA
Haliotis rufescens (red abalone) is the source of this 4697-nucleotide messenger RNA. Its product is annotated as EF-hand calcium-binding domain-containing protein 6-like. Bases 370 to 3210 code for a protein of 946 amino acids. The transcript is spliced from 15 exons. The record is from RefSeq and is a predicted model, not a curated record. Gene Ontology annotation, molecular function: calcium ion binding. NCBI's taxonomy places the organism in Eukaryota, Metazoa, Mollusca, Gastropoda, Lepetellida, Haliotidae.